Molecule: messenger RNA, 1287 nt
Organism: Menidia menidia (Atlantic silverside)
Lineage: Eukaryota; Metazoa; Chordata; Actinopteri; Atheriniformes; Atherinopsidae
Source: the annotation of a GenBank genome assembly
UUGUACAUUAAUUUCAAACCCAAAUGGAACGAGGGGAACAUAUUUCAGAUUGAUGAGGAAACGGGAAACAUCACCAUGACGAAGGCUGCUGACAUUGUGGGCCCCAUCAUCCUCACCGUUCUGGCGUCCCAGGUGACCAACAGGGACCAGUUCGCGGUGACUCAGGUGGCCAUCGAGGUGAUGAAGAAGAGCAGGAACGCCCCCCGCUUUGAGAAGGAGCGAUACGAGGGAUUCAUCUACAGCAACUCCGUCCCAGAGAGCAUGAUCCUCCGGGACCGCAGCACCAACCGGCCCUUCAGGGUCCGGGCCCGGGACGAGGACUUCGCCGGGGGCGUGAACCCGGACCUGAAGUACGAGGUCCAGUACAGCAGCUACGUGAACGUGACGGCCGACGGCUUCGUGGUUCUGAAGAGAGUCGUGAAGACGGAGUCGUUCGCCCUGCAGCUGCGGGCCGUGGACGGAGCCACCGGAGAGUUCGGGACGGCAGCGCUGUCCGUCCAGGUCAUUCCAGCGGUGGCCGCCCCCUCCCCCUCCAGCGUGGGCUACCGGGCGGGUGACAUGGCUCUGCUGGGGCUGGUGAUGGCGGCUCUGCUGGUGCUCUGUCUCAUCGUCAUCGGCUUCCUGGUGUCCCGCCUCUGGACCGGGAACGCCGGCGUGGACAAGAUCUGUGAGUGUCUGGGCCCCUGCCUGCAGACGGAGGCUGCUCGUUCCGGCCACCGGGACUCCCUCCAGUUCACCAACGACGGCUUCCAGACGGAGGGCGACCCGGGCCGGGGGGGCGGCGGCGGGGGGGGCGGGGGCCAUUGCCGGCCCGGCGGCGCCCCCCGCCGGAGCACCUUCCCCCAGCCCCGGGCCCGCCUGCUGCCCCUGGGGGGCCGCACCCGGCCCUGCUCCGGCUGCGGCCUGGGCUCCAACCACCUGCCCCGGGGCCGGAGGGGCCGGGCGGGGCCCCCCCCCCCCGCCGAGCCCAACGGCGUGCGCUCCAUCCUGGGGCGGCCGCGGCGGCGCGAGGGCCAGAAGACGGUGUGGUUCAAGGAGAGCCAGGACUCCUCCGACGUGGAGGUGGAGAUCAUCCCCGACUCGGUGGGCCGGGUGGAGGAGGAGACCGAGGAGGAGGUGGAGAUGGAGAUGGAGAUGGGGGGGGUGGUCCGGGACCCGGCCGCCCCCCCCAGGGAGCCCCAACCCGGGCCGGAGGACCAGGACUCAGGGCCCCGCGGGGACCAGGACCCCGGAGACCCCAGCCCCGGGAAGGAGGGGGAGAAGGGGGGGCCGGAGGAGGAGCGCUGA